Messenger RNA from Ectocarpus sp. CCAP 1310/34, 1830 nucleotides. The record is from the annotation of a GenBank genome assembly. Lineage: Eukaryota; Phaeophyceae; Ectocarpales; Ectocarpaceae.
AUGAUAUCGGAGGUGGAGGAGGGGUCAAGCGCAGCAGCAGCAGACGCUCUAGCAGCUAGGAGCGCCGCCGCCAGCGCGGUGGCGAAGCCGUUCGUGAGCCGAAAGCUCGGCAGCUUCGAAAAGAUGCUCACACAAACUCGGGACGGCGCUGGCCCUGCCGAGGACGGCGUUCGGACUCUAACUACCCCGCACGUGUGGGCUGCCGUGAUCGACGGCGACUUGCCGAGGAGCUCGCUCAAGCGCGGGAUCGAGGCGGUCCUCGCCCGCCACCCCAUGCUCCGUGCUUGCAUCCGCACGCCGGACGGGCCUAAGGAACCGCUGAUCGACAUCCGGGGCGAGGAGCGAGAUGACGGGGACCCCCUCUACUUCUGUGAAUCCGAGUGCGAAUCGCUGGGGGCGCUGGCGGAGCGCGUCUUGGCCCCCGAAGAAGACGAGAUAUCCGGAGAUGAAGCUUUCGCGCGGGAGUGGCGGGGGCGGCUCGAGCGAAACCUGGACAACGCGCGGUUGCCGGUGUCCACUGGUCCGAAUUGGCGCGUGGAAACCAUCCGCCUUUCCGGGCGGGGAAGGCCGGGCCCCCGCCGCAGCCGCACCGCCCUGGUGUGCACCAUGAACCACGCCCUCGAGGACCAACGGAGCUCGAACGUGAUGCUGCAAGGGAUUUUAGAGGCCGCGGCUGGGAAGGCAGGCGGCCCCGCGCGUUCAGCCAAUGAUGCAGGCGGGUUUGAUCUGCCCCCGAGCAUGGAAGCUGCGAUUGUGGAGGGAAAAAGGUUCCGCAUAAACACGCUGCGGUACAUGUGGCGCCAAGCCACCGUGGCGAUCGCGAAGCCCAUGGUCUUGCCAGACGGGCUUCCCUCUGUAGAUGAGAGGAGCGAGGGGGGCGACGAGGGGCCAUUCGGGGUGUCGAGCCGGAAAAGCGCGUGCGAGUUUUCGUCGGUGCCGGCGGACGACGUAUCUGCGAUGCUUCAGGCGUGCAGAGAACGAGGGCUAACCCUGUCGGGAGCCCUGAGCGCCGCUUGCCUGAUGGCUUGCAGCGACGUCGCCCAUGCCGAGGGCAGCCGAGGGUCGAACCGUUACAAGUUCCUCCUGGCGGUUGACCUUCGGCGCUUCGGCACCGGAGACUACUCCGACAUGGGAGACUGGACGGGAGGCACCGUGGCGUGCGCCGGGGGGUCCAUCGACUACGCGGUGACGGUUCCCGCCGGGAGCGGGUCGAUGCUCGUGGGACGGGACGGGGAGGAGGCGGCGCGGGUGGCGCGGGAGGAGUUCUGGAGGCUUGCCAAGCGGUGCAAGACCGCCACGCAGGACAUGGUGGAGAAGGAAACACUGAGGGAGGCGGUGGCAGUUUUCGACUGGGCGAUGGAGAACAUACACAUUUGGGCUUCCGUCGACAUGCAGAGUCGAAACGCCAAGACCCUCGGGAGAGCCUACACGUGCGGUGUCAGCAACAUGGGGCGGUACCCAUUCGAUACCCAGGUGCGGUCUCCUUUUGGUACAGGAGUGCGGUCGGUUUCAUCCCCCUUCCUGCUUGUCGGUGCUACGAUGUGUGUAGGUAAUCUUUCUCUCAAGGCGGUGCACUACGGAACGAGCCAGUCAGCCCGCGGGAGUUUAUUCCAGCUCAGCUGCGGUACGAUAGACGGAGAGCUUUUCAUGACGCUGCAGUUUGCGGAGCCCCUUGUGACACGAGAAGCAGGGCAGGCCUACUUGCGGGGCAUCAUCGACAACGUGCGGGCUGCGUGCGGAAUUUCCUCACGACCGGCGGCAGACACCCGUUGUAGUUUACACACACCCUCUCAAAACGUUCGGGGGGGUUCCAGUCUAAAAAUGGUAUGA